This is a messenger RNA of Cydia pomonella (codling moth), 1946 nucleotides long. Its product is annotated as aldo-keto reductase family 1 member A1. The coding region runs from base 89 to 1063 and encodes 324 amino acids. The record is from RefSeq and is a predicted model, not a curated record. The transcript is spliced from 7 exons. Gene Ontology annotation, molecular function: aldose reductase (NADPH) activity. Lineage: Eukaryota; Metazoa; Arthropoda; Insecta; Lepidoptera; Tortricidae. Gene Ontology annotation, cellular component: cytosol.
UCCCACCAUUGCGGCGCGGUUCACCGGUCGCAGUACACCUAUAACUACGGUUGAAACCAGUACUGUGGUAAACUUGUGGAUCGUAAACAUGGCCCUCCCGGAGCACUUUGAGUUGAGCAAUGGUGAUCGCAUGCCGAGGAUCGGCUUUGGAACAUGGCAGGCCUCCGAUGAAGUAUUAGAAAAAGCCGUAGAUGCUGCUCUAGAAGCAGGGUACCGUCACUUCGACUCUGCGCGAGCUUAUGAAAAUGAAGCGGCCCUUGGGCGCUCGCUGCGCCGGUGGAUCGGUGACAACCCUGCCAGAAGAAAAGAGCUUUUCGUUGUCACCAAGUUGCCACCUGGAGGUAAUCGGCCUGAUCUAGUACCAGAAUACUUCAACGCAUCAUUAAGAGACCUGGGGCUGGAAUACCUGGACCUGUACCUGAUGCACACGCCGUUCGCGUUCGAGCACGUGCCUGGAGACCUGCACCCGAAGAACCCUGACGGCUCCAUGAGGGUCGAUCUCACAACUGAUCUCAUCGCUGUUUGGAAGAGCUUGUUGAAACUGAAGGAGUCCGGCGCAGUACGACACGUCGGAGUCUCCAACCUGAACGCGGAGCAACUCGCUAGGGUUUGUGCUGUGGAAAAACCGGCUUGCCUGCAGGUGGAAGUACAUCUGCUGUGCCAGCAGCCGGCGCUGCUGGCCGAAGCCAAACGGCUCGGCGUGCCUGUGGUCGCGUACUCGUCGCUCGGCUCCAAGGCCCUCGCCGACAUGCUAGCUGAAAAGACUGGGCGCUCAUACCCCGACCUGCUGACGUUGGAGCCGGUGACCCGGGCAGCGGCGGCGCUCGGGCGCACGCCCGCGCAGGUACUGCUCCGGCACGCGCUGCAGCGCGGCAUCGCCGCCAUCCCGAAGAGCACCAACCCGCAGCGGAUCCAACAGAAUAUAUCGGUGUGGGAUUUCGAGCUGAGCGCCGCAGAGAUGGCGGAACUGAACGCGUUGGACCGCGGCGAGGCGGGACGCAUUUGCGACUUCAGCUUCUUCCUGGGCGUUGAGAAACACCCCGAGUUCCCCUUCAAGAAGUAGCCUUAACGUUGUGAAUCGUAAAUACUAGGCAAUAAGGUUACUUUUACUGCGAGCUGAGCACCUCAGAGAUGGCGGAAUUAAACGCAUUAUACGCCGGCGGUCAGGCAGGAUGUAUCUGCGGGUCCAACAUCUUCAGAGCAUCGAGAAACACCAUAAAAUAUCAUGAAGUAGCCAUGCCAUUAUGAUCCUUAAAUACAAUUGGACAAGGUUACAUUUACUACGAGCUGAGCACUGCAGAUAUUACCAAGCUGAACGUGCUGGACUGCAGCGUUAACAAACUCGCCAAGUUCUGCGUCAAGAAGUACCCUUGCCGUAAUAAUCCAUAAACUACUGGUCAAUAAGGUCGGGAAUAGCAAUUCCGGAUUGCGCUAAUAUGCUGUAAUAUAUUCAGAUGCCAUGACAAGAUGAAAUUCGAGCAGCGUCAAGAGAUACUUCGAGUUCUUCAAAAGCCUCAUGUCUCCUAGCCUCAAGCCUUAUCUGCUGCCCGAUAGAGACGCAUCUAUGAGAAUUAUUGCUUUCUCAUUCUAAUCCCCUGCUGUAUCGGUUGUAGACGCUAGACGAUUUUCAAGGAGUAAAGAGCGCAGCUUGAUUUUGACGCGUGAUAAAAAAUUGUUUGUCAUAUUUUGUAGUAGGUAUCUGGAUGUUGACUCUUAUUCGCAUGUGAUAGAAAAAUUACUCAUUGUUUAUAAGAAAUAGGAAAUUAUUGCAUGUUGAAUAAUAUAAUUUAUUUGGUUUAUAAGUACAAGAAUACAAUGUACAUACAAACAAAUUAUAAUAAUAAUACCUAAGGUAGCAAGAACAGUAAGAAUAUUUUUGAAAAUACGUGUUUAUAGUUUAUGUACAAUAUUUUUGGCUCUAAGAAAUAUUAAACAAAAUUACCAAA